Stegostoma tigrinum is the source of this 912-nucleotide messenger RNA. Its product is annotated as heme-binding protein 1-like. The transcript has 4 exons. Lineage: Eukaryota; Metazoa; Chordata; Chondrichthyes; Orectolobiformes; Stegostomatidae. The coding region runs from base 209 to 784 and encodes 191 amino acids. The record is from RefSeq and is a predicted model, not a curated record.
GCUGAUAACGUGUCCCAGAGAUAAUAGGAACUGCAGAUGCUGGAGAAUCCAAGAUAAGGUGUCCCAAGUACUUUUCCUGAACUUUGAAUUAUUUAACAACUUGGCAGUUCGUUAUUGAGCGAAAACUUCAUCGAAGGUCGCUGCUGAGAGCGCUGCAAAUUUACCAUUGUAUUUUGCAAAAUACUGUCAGAUUUCCAUAAGUGCGAUCAUGUUUGGGAUGAUAACGAACUCGUUGUUCAGUCAAACUGAGAACCGACCCUGUCAGGUCCUCAGCUCAGAAACCAAGGGAGACCUGACCUACGAGGAACGCAAGUAUGAGGGUGGUAAUUACGCCAGUGUUACGGUGAGUGGGAAACCAUUUGACGAGGGGUCAGGUGAAGGAGCACUGAAAUUGCUCAAAUAUGUCGGAGGAUCCAAUGAACAAGGUGUCCAGAUGGGAAUGUCGGCCCCGGUCAGUAUGACUGUACAACCAGCUGAAGGUGACAGCUUGCAACCCCGUGUCGAGGUUCAAAUCCGCAUCCCCAGCAAAUUUCAAGAUAACAUUCCUAACCCGACAGAUGAGGACAUCGUGAUCAAACAUCAGGAUGAUUUCACUGUUUACUCCACCCAGUUUGGAGGCUAUGCCAAGGAAGUUAACUGGGUUGAACACGCAGGAAAGCUGCGAGGAGCGCUGGGAGACGUUGCGUCCUAUCACCGAGAUUUCUAUAUCUGUGCUGGGUACGACCCUCCAAUGAAACCUAUUGGUCGCAAGAACGAGGUGUGGUUUCUGAAGAAGGAGGUUUGAGAGCGUCACAUGGACCAUUCCACCAGCACAAAAGGCAGAGAGAGGGGGAAACCUUCACGAAAGCAUCUCGAGUACUUCCUAACAAGAAAAUUCUCUGAAAAUUGUCAUAAAAUAUUCAAUAAUUUCAA